AUACGAACCAGAAAGCAAAAAGUACGGGGUAACAACCACAGCCUCCCAGAUUCACUUGACCUGUGAGUUGAGGAACUGAUUGGCGUUGUUCUAUUCAACACCUACUUUCACCACCACUUCCACCUCUCACACGCCUCCUCAGCAGACCCGAAUACGCCAGCGAGUACCUCCCUUUUCGCAAUUAAAUCUGUGGCUACGACAGCCUUCGCCCGUCGCAUUCAUUGUUCAUCAUGGCAUACAGUGGAAGGACAGGACCGAACGUGUCGGAGUACAUUGCGAACCUGAAUGCGAUUCCUCCCACCGCAGCAGAGGCUACGAACGACGACGACGAACUGAACUUCGACGCCGACCUGGCUAUGUUCACGAACACACAAUUCUUCGACUACGAUUUGGGCCAGGAUACCGAUCUACAAUCUACAAAUUUUGGCGUUGAUGGGCAGGAUGGAGCACCGACGGUUGCGCCCGACAGCGUGGACUUGAAGUCCCUAGAGUUUAUGAAUGGCGACUUCUCGUUUCCUGACUUCAAUAACUUCUCCCAACCCUCCUUCGACAAUGCCGCUCGGCCAUUGGCACCGAUCAACACUUCGCAAUCAAUCUACCCUGCUUCCUCCAGCGCAGGAUCACCAGGACCCGCCCCUCAAUCUGCGGGCACAAAACGAAAAGCGGACUCGGUAUCCUCUCCUCAAAACAUCGAAGAUGCCUCUCGAGUAGCCGCCGAAGAAGACAAGCGUCGACGAAACACUGCUGCCUCGGCCCGUUUCCGUGUCAAGAAGAAGCAACGCGAGCAAGCUCUCGAGCGCUCGGCGAAGGAAAUGAGCGACAAGGUCUCCGCGCUGGAGGGACGAAUCAACCAACUGGAAACAGAGAACAAGUGGUUGAAGAACCUGAUCACCGAGAAGAACGACAGCAAAGAUGACUUAGCAGUGCUAUGGAAGAAGUACAGCGAGAACGAGGCUAGGAAAGGUGCUGAGCGGACCGACGGUGUGGGAACUGAUGCGUGAUGCAUGACGGGGAUUGAGUGAGGCUUUCUGGGUUCUGGUGGGGGAGGCGGUUUUUUGCAUUGCAUGCGCUUGAUUCAGUUCGCGCCGGUGGUUUCCAUGAUACGAAGUUUAUGCAUACACGGAGUACGUGGGUGGUGGAUGUGGGGAUGGC
Molecule: messenger RNA, 1152 nt
Organism: Mollisia scopiformis
Lineage: Eukaryota; Fungi; Ascomycota; Leotiomycetes; Helotiales; Mollisiaceae
Exons: 3
Coding region: 231-1001 (256 amino acids)
Biological process (GO): regulation of transcription by RNA polymerase II
Cellular component (GO): nucleus
Molecular function (GO): DNA-binding transcription activator activity, RNA polymerase II-specific; RNA polymerase II transcription regulatory region sequence-specific DNA binding
Source: RefSeq, a predicted model, not a curated record